AUGCGAAAUUUCGAGCCUCAGGGCUACACAACUUGUGUUAAAACCUUCAACGAAAAGAGUGACGAGAUUACUAGCUACUACAGAUACGGUCGUGAACAUUUCUGGACAUCAGGCACCGAUCUAGCAGAAGAAGGCAACUUCUUCUGGAUGGCGAACGGCAGACCCCUUACAUUCGUCAACUGGAAUGCAGGGGAACCUAACAACUUCCGAUAUGAGAACGGUGAAGAAGAAAACUGCCUUGAACUCUGGAAUAGAGACGACAAAGGGUUAAAGUGGAACGAUUCCCCAUGUUCAUUCGAAACUUUCUUCAUUUGUGAA
Molecule: messenger RNA, 318 nt
Organism: Hyposmocoma kahamanoa
Lineage: Eukaryota; Metazoa; Arthropoda; Insecta; Lepidoptera; Cosmopterigidae
Product: C-type lectin 37Db-like
Exons: 2
Biological process (GO): biological process involved in interspecies interaction between organisms
Cellular component (GO): external side of plasma membrane
Molecular function (GO): carbohydrate binding
Source: RefSeq, a predicted model, not a curated record